AUUUCUUUUCCGGGAAUUAAGUUGAAAGAGUUUAAGGUCAAACUGAAUUCGAAAACUACUGUACGAAGGAGGAUCGACUAUCGCCUAUUACCAUUGAUGUUUUGCUGUUAUCUCUUGCAGUUUCUGGAUAAAGUUACGCUCAAUUAUGCUGCGGUCAUGGGAUUGAAAAAAGAUCUUAGUCUCAAAGGCAACGAGUUUUCCAACACGGCUACCUGGUUUUUCAUCGCCUACUUGAUCGCCGAGGUACCGAAUGUAUACUUUUUACAAAAGAUUCCAGCAGCAAAGUGGCUAGCUGGGAAUGUCUUCCUAUGGGGUGGUGCUGCUGCUGCUUCAGCCGGUAGCUACAACUAUCGGGGUCUGUUGGUGUCGCGAAUCUUUCUAGGUGGGUUCGAGGCAACGAUUGGUCCAUCAUUGAUGCUCCUGAUGAGCCAGUUCUAUACCCGCAGUGAACAAGCCCCUCGCUUUACGCUCUGGUAUACAGGGUUGGGUGUCGCUCAGAUCCUUGGUGGUAUCAUCUCUUAUGGGUUCCAACAUGUACGGAAUACGAGCAUAGAUGGCUGGCGCAUCAUGUUCCUGGUGAUGGGCCUGGUCACUAUGCUUGUAGGCAUAUUGAUAUUUUUCUUCAUCCCAGAUACUCCAAGCAAAGCUUCUUGGUUAUCUGACAGCGAGAAGGUUGCUCUGUUGCAGCAUGUCGGUGAGAACCAAACUGGCGUAUGGAGCUCCAAGGUGCACAUGGAGCAAAUAUGGGAGGCCAUAAUGGACAUACAGCUCUGGCUCUUGACUUUUACAACUAUCCUGAUAUCGAUUUCAAGUGGAGUAGUCACCACAUAUUCCGCGACUCUCAUCUCAGGGUUCGGCUUUUCAGGCCCUAUCUCUGCACUCCUGAACACCCCAUCUGGUCUGAUUAGUAUCGUCUUCACCCUAGCCGUCGGGUAUGGAAUCCGCACGUUUUCUCACCGCUGGGCCUGGUUUGUCUUCUGUACAAUCCCAGGUAUCAUUGGCGGCGGGCUCAUGUCAUUCCUGCCGAAGUCCAACACCGCCGGUGUACUUAUGGGCCUCUACCUGGUGAAUGCUAUCGUUGCAACUCUUCCCAUUCUAUACCAAUGGACCAUGGCCAACUGCGCGGGUCAUACCAAACGCGCCUUUGCAAGCGUCCUCGUCGCCGGCUCUUUCUCGGUUGGGAACAUUAUUGGACCGCAGACUUUCCAGGCUAUGGAUGCACCAGAGUAUCGACGUGCUAAGACCUCCGUUCUUGCUACGCAAGCUGGCGCAGCGGUUGCAGCAGUUGCUCUUUUCCUGUAUUACUCAUGGCAGAAUCGGCAACGCGAUAAGAAACAGGGACUUGAGAAUGGGGCAGUGAUUGAUGAGAAGUGGGCCGGACUUACUGAUAAGCAAAACUCUUCUUUUCGGUAUGUUUACUAG
Molecule: messenger RNA, 1422 nt
Organism: Penicillium malachiteum
Lineage: Eukaryota; Fungi; Ascomycota; Eurotiomycetes; Eurotiales; Aspergillaceae
Exons: 4
Biological process (GO): transmembrane transport
Cellular component (GO): membrane
Molecular function (GO): transmembrane transporter activity
Source: RefSeq, a predicted model, not a curated record